CUUCACUUUUUUAUACUUGUGUACCCACUAAUAAUUUUUCUAAUCUCUCCAGUUACUCGUCAAUACUAAUAAUCUCUGAUAAACAUUGUACAAAAUGUUUAAACUCCCGCGCUACAACAGCCCGAUGACCCAGGUAGUCCUCGUGGGCUUCGUGUGCUUCCUCAACCCAGGCAUGUAUAAUGCCCUCAACGGUAUGGGUGGUGGUGGUCAAGUUGACCAUACUACCGGAUCCAACGCCAACACGGCUCUCUACUGCACGUUCGUUGUCUUCGGUGUCAUUGGCGGAUCGAUUGUCAACCUGUUCGGUGUCCGCUGGACGAUCUUUGGCUCUGGUUUCACAUAUGCUCUGUACUCUGGCUCGUAUAUCUACCUCAACCACACCCAGAAAGGCGGCUUAACCAUCGCUGCGGGAGCACUCCUUGGUGUCGGUGCCGGUAUCCUGUGGGCUGCGCAAGGCAUGAUCAUGGUUUCGUAUCCGAGGGAGGAGGAGAAGGGCAAGUACAUUGCCGUCUUCUGGAUCAUCUUCAACCUUGGUGGUAUGCUUGGCGGUAUUCUCCCCUUCGCCAUCAACUUCCAUAGUGACAAGAAGUCCCUUGCAGAUGGCGUCUACAUCGCCUUUGUUAUCCUCGAGUGCUUGGGUGCCUUUUUGAGUCUAGCCCUGUGCCCGCCUGCGAAAGUCGUGCGUGAUGACGGUUCGUCGGUCGUUCUGGUCAAGUACACCAGCGCUCGCAAGGAGGCUAUUGAGAUCAUCAAGCUGUUCUUGAACCCCACCAUGCUUGCACUACUUCCAAUGUGCUUUGCAUCCAACUUUUUCUACGGCUACCAGUUCAACUGCUUUAAUGGUGGCAUCUUCAACAUCCGUACCCGUGGCUUCAACAAUAUCUUCUACUGGGGAUUCCAGAUGGUUGGUUCGUACCUCCUGUCGUUCCUUCUAGAUAAGCAAGAGUGGACCAAGCGCAAGCGUGGCCUCAUCGUCUUUGGUAUCGUCGCCGUGUUCUUCAAUGCCAUUUGGGGAGGAACCCUCAAGCUGCAGCUCCGCUACACCCACGGCCCCACAGCGGAUGAAGAUACCGACUAUCCUGGAGGCAGCAUCGACUUCAUGGAGCAUAGCCGUGCCGCUGGCCCGAUCAUCCUGUACCUGCUCUGUGGUGUCGGUGAUGCCUUGUACCAGAACUUUGCCUACUGGAUCAUUGGUGCUCUUACCAACGACAACCAGAAGCUUUCACGCUACGCCGGCUUCUACAAGGGCAUCCAGUCGCUCGGUGCCACUGCUGCGUGGCAGCUGGACGCCAAAAAGGUCACGUUUAUGCACCAGCUCAUUGGUAACUGGGUCUUGCUCGGCAUCUCGCUCUUCCCGAUGUUCUAUGUCGUCUGGAAUUUGAAGGACCACGUCAAUGAUGCUGUCCCUGAUGAUGAUGCUGUCGCCGGCAAGGAGUAUGUCGCCGAUUCGGACGAGAAGGUCUCGGUCUAAGCUGUUACCAUACCUUGAUUUCCAAUAUUUUGCAGUGCUUAUCCUAUUUCCAAAAUCAUAAUAAGAGAAUGAUCACCUUUA
Linderina pennispora is the source of this 1552-nucleotide messenger RNA. Its product is annotated as MFS general substrate transporter. The transcript has a single exon. NCBI's taxonomy places the organism in Eukaryota, Fungi, Kickxellomycota, Kickxellomycetes, Kickxellales, Kickxellaceae. The coding region runs from base 95 to 1471 and encodes 458 amino acids. The record is from RefSeq and is a predicted model, not a curated record.